AAAAAGCAAUCGACUGCUUGCUCGCUUUGGCUAUUCUGUUAUUACAGCUUUCGUGGGGUUAAGUGCUCGUCGACGUAUCUCAUUGCCAAGGUAAUAAAAAUUUUCAUGAUAUCAAACUUUUGGAAGAGUGUCAGUUACAGAUAUGUCGCGCCCUUUGGAGUGUAAAGUUUACGUUGGCAACCUGGGAUCUCAGGGUUCUAAAAGUGAGCUUGAGCGAGUUUUUGGUUUCUAUGGACCAUUGACAAACGUCUGGGUUGCUCGAAAACCUCCUGGUUUUGCAUUUGUUGAAUUCGAAACGGAAAAAGAUGCACGUGAUGCUGUGAAAGCGCUUGAUGGAAGGACUGUAUGUGGUGUGAGAGCUCGUGUUGAGUUAUCCAGUGGAAUGUCCAGAAGGGGAGGACAUAAUGGUGGCGGAGGGGGUGGAGGAGGUUAUCGUGGUAGUCAUGGUGGAAGGGAUGAUUAUUAUGACCGGAGAAGAAGUUAUAGGUCCAGGUCCAGAUCAAGAAGUCCACAUAGAAGAUAUUCACGAAGUCGCAGCCGAAGCAGAGAUCGUACCAGGAGAAGUAGAAGAAGUCGUUCAAGAUCAAGUGAAACUAGAGACGAAGCCCAGAGGAACGCAGCCGCAGUCGGUCACCAUCUCCCAAAGCUGAACAUUCCAGAUCACCUAGUCCUGGAAACAGAAGAAGAAGUUGUAGCAAAAGUAGAAGCAGAUCAUAUGAUUGAAAGAAUGAAUUUUCCUUUUUCAACUUUGUUACAAAUGUGUACAAACCUUGCUCCUAGCAUUAGUUUUUCAAAGUUUUUUCUAGUCUGAGCUCUGUCAGUAUGAACCAUGAUCGGACAUAUGCUUGGCAAAUAAUAAUCACUGACGGUGUUGCUUACUUUGACAGAACUAUCACAUACUUUUACCUGGCACACCACAAUCCUUCAGUUCACUCCAUUGUUUGAUAUGGCAAAGUAAACUACCUUCUCUGUAAGAUUUGUGCUGUUGAAAACUAGAUUUCGCAAUUCUCUAUUUCUGACCUGGAUGUAAGCUUGUUUUUAAAAGAAAAGUUUGAACGUGUGCUGCUUUGCUCACUUGUGUCUGAAUGUGAUUUAAUAUUUCAGCAAAUUUAAUUGCUUUUUAACUUUCAUGCAAUGAAUCUGGUUUUAUCAUAGGGA
Styela clava is the source of this 1158-nucleotide messenger RNA. RefSeq lists its product as uncharacterized. Gene Ontology annotation, molecular function: RNA binding. Lineage: Eukaryota; Metazoa; Chordata; Ascidiacea; Stolidobranchia; Styelidae. The record is from RefSeq and is a predicted model, not a curated record.